AUGGGAGCCGCCAGUCUUGAACAGGACAUGCUCGAUCUCAAAAAGUCGCUGCAGGAUGCCCAAAGCAAAGGAAGUACAUCGCAAACGCUGGAUCUGUUGAAGCAGUUGAGGAAGUUUACAGUUACUGCCGCUCUUCUUCGGAAAACAGAGAUGGGCUUGUUUGUGAACAAGAUGAAGACACAUUCGGAUGCAGAGGUUUCGAGGAUGGCAAAGGAUAUUGUGAAGAACUGGAAAAACCAGGUGGCAAGCGAAGCAGCGUCUUCAUCCUCCUCGACCACGACAACCGUUUCGACCACUACCACCGUCAAGGCAGGAUCGGCGGUCGUCAGCAAGUCCUCGACCACGACGUCGUCCUCGUCUGUCACAUCAUCAUCAACAUCAUCAGCAUCAUUAUCAUCAUCAUUGUCAUCAUCGAGGCCGACUGUCGACACAAAGCCUACGGCCGCUCAGAUUCAGAACACAUCAAGGGAAGGAUCUUCCAAUGCUAGCUCGCCAAGGACGCCGACAGAUACACCUAGAGAUCGUACGAUCCGAUCGGAUGGGAUGCGUAUCAAGACUACUGGGAAUGAUGUGCGGGAUAAAUGCAUUGAGAUGUUGUACCAGGCGCUUGGAACUAGUUCGAAUGCAGAAUCGGAACGUUUACUGAAAAAGGCGACGAACAUUGAGGCGAUUGUGUUCAGGAAGUUGUCGCCGGAUGGGUCACCAAGUCAGGCAUACAGAGCCAAGAUCCGGUCGUUCUUUAUGAAUUUACGCGACAAGAGCAACCCGAAGCUGCGUGAGGCGGUUGUGGAUGGCGAUGUGGCGGUGGAGGACUUUUGUGAGUACACGACGGCGGAUAUGGCAUCAGCAGAGGCAAAGGCGCGUGAUCGGGAGAUCCAGCUGCAGAACAUGUUUUUGGCCAAGGGAGCGGAGGAGCAGCAGGCGGAGACGGAUAUGUUCAAGUGCGGCAAGUGCAAGGGACGGAAGACUAGAUACUACCAGAUGCAGACGCGUUCGGCGGAUGAGCCGAUGACGACGUUCGUGACCUGUAUCAAUUGUGGUAACCGCUGGAAGUUUUCAUAA
This is a messenger RNA of Gamsiella multidivaricata, 1062 nucleotides long. RefSeq names its product transcription factor S-II, central domain-containing protein. Lineage: Eukaryota; Fungi; Mortierellomycota; Mortierellomycetes; Mortierellales; Mortierellaceae. Gene Ontology annotation, cellular component: nucleus. Gene Ontology annotation, molecular function: zinc ion binding; nucleic acid binding. Gene Ontology annotation, biological process: transcription antitermination; transcription elongation by RNA polymerase I; regulation of mRNA 3'-end processing. The transcript is spliced from 4 exons. The record is from RefSeq and is a predicted model, not a curated record. The coding region runs from base 1 to 1062 and encodes 353 amino acids.